Leopardus geoffroyi (Geoffroy's cat) is the source of this 1896-nucleotide messenger RNA. RefSeq names its product beta-1,3-glucuronyltransferase 2 (gene B3GAT2). Gene Ontology annotation, cellular component: Golgi membrane. Lineage: Eukaryota; Metazoa; Chordata; Mammalia; Carnivora; Felidae. The record is from RefSeq and is a predicted model, not a curated record. The transcript is spliced from 4 exons. Bases 49 to 1038 code for a protein of 329 amino acids. Gene Ontology annotation, molecular function: galactosylgalactosylxylosylprotein 3-beta-glucuronosyltransferase activity. Gene Ontology annotation, biological process: carbohydrate metabolic process; chondroitin sulfate proteoglycan biosynthetic process.
CAACUCGUCCCUCUCCGGCGCGUCCGAGAGGCCGGGGAAGAGCGCACUAUGAAGUCCGUUCUGUUCAGCCGCUUCUUCAUCCUCCUGCCUUGGAUCCUAAUCGUCAUCAUCAUGCUCGACGUGGACACGCGGAGGCCAGCGCCCCCGCUCACCCCGCGCCCCUACUUUUCUCCCUACGUGAUGGGCCGCGGGGGCGCCCGACUGCCGCUCCGCAGGGUUGGUCCCGACAGCGGCCCCGGGCGCCGCUGGGUGAAGCGCAACGAGUCGCGGCCACAGCCACAGCCGCGGCCCGAGCCGCCUCUGCCCACCAUCUAUGCCAUCACGCCCACCUACAGCCGCCCGGUGCAGAAAGCCGAGCUGACCCGCCUGGCCAACACUUUCCGCCAGGUGGCGCAGCUGCACUGGAUCCUGGUGGAGGACGCGGCGGCGCGCAGCGAGCUAGUGAGCCGCUUCCUGGCACGGGCCGGGCUGCCCAGCACGCACCUGCACGUGCCCACGCCGCGGCGCUACAAGAGGCCGGGACUGCCGCGCGCCACCGAGCAGCGCAACGCGGGUCUCGCCUGGUUGCGCCAGAGGCACCAGCAUCAGCGCGCGCAGCCCGGCGUGCUCUUUUUCGCCGACGACGACAACACCUACAGUCUGGAGCUGUUCCAGGAGAUGCGAACUACACGCAAGGUCUCUGUCUGGCCAGUGGGCCUGGUUGGCGGGCGACGCUAUGAACGUCCGUUGGUGGAAAACGGCAAAGUCGUUGGUUGGUACACCGGCUGGAGAGCAGACAGGCCUUUUGCCAUCGACAUGGCAGGAUUUGCUGUCAGUCUUCAAGUCAUCUUGUCCAAUCCAAAAGCCGUAUUUAAGCGUCGUGGAUCCCAGCCAGGGAUGCAAGAAUCUGAUUUUCUAAAACAGAUAACAACAGUUGAAGAGCUGGAACCAAAAGCAAAUAACUGCACCAAGGUUCUCGUGUGGCACACUCGGACAGAGAAGGUUAAUCUAGCCAACGAGCCAAAGUACCACCUGGACACGGUGAAAAUUGAGGUGUAAAUUGAAGAAACUGAAGCAGCAACUGGUGCAGUUUGCCUGGCUGGUGGACGUGGGAGAGGACGUUUGGAGGUCAGGCUGCCAAACAUUCAGGUAUUGUUCACUUUACUUCAGUACAGCAGCCUUUACUGUCAUCUGAUGGACAUCUGUUUAAGCAGAGCUUGCCAGUUAACACGGCUGACUGGAUGGUAUAAAGUGUGUGUUUUUUGUCUUCAUUUGUUCUGCAUGUUUUCCCUACAACGAAACUGGAAGUUCUUUGUACAGUACAGCUAGUGACACUGCGGGAUACACUGUGAGUAUCUUGUGUACUUUUUUUUUUUUUUUUCCCAUUUGGCCUUAUAAUUGGUGGAACUGGUUUCAGAAACAAAGGACAGGAUUUUGUUGACUAAAUGUUCCCAAUUCCUCACUUUGCAAUAUUAAGUAAUUUUCAUAUGGUUGGUGGCAGUAUACAUUGUAGGAAAUAAAACCCACAAAAAUAAAAAGGUCUAUGGAUUUAUCUGUUUAAUAUAGGGAUAUAACAUUUUGUCAAUACUAGGCACCAUAAAAUGUAAACACAAUUACUGUCAUAAACCUGGAUAUACCUUCAAGGAUUGAAAGUGGCUUUGUUUAGUUACCCUGUUUGCAUAUAGUGCAGAGAAAGGUCUUCAUGUUAUUAGCACUAUGUACAUAAGAAGAGAUCCAAAUUACAAGAGAGGCAGAUAAAAUUUGAGUUCUUUAAACAUUCGUUAAACUAAGUUUUGUAGUAACAUCCAGGUUUAUCUUCCUUUCACUAGCCACGUUCCCUGUUAAGCACAUCAUAACAACAGCACAGUGAAGUGAAUGAUGAAAUAAAAGAACUUUGAUACACUAGAAAACAGUGCU